AUGCCAGCCAGCAAAACUCCCACCGGCAAGACAAAGCUCUCGAUCAACGGCCUGGGAAUUGUCGAAGGUCUCAGCUUCCCGAACAACGUUCAUCAAUUCUGCGGCAUUCCCUACGCAACAUUAUCCAAGAGAUGGACACGCUCUCAAUUGAACACCUCAUGGCCAGGCAACUUCCACGAUGGGACAAAGCUAGGACCCAGCGCACCCAAUCCACCCGAAUACAACAUCGCUGAAGACCCUCUCGUCCCAGUUGCUAUUGCGCCCCAUUUUGAAGAACCAGUCGAAGAUGAGCUCAGCUGUCUUGUCAUGAAUAUCACGACGCCGACGACACAUGCAAACACAAAACUCCCAGUUAUGGCCUAUAUCCACGGGGGCUCGUUCCUCUUCGGCGGUGCAAACAAGGGCGUUUUCGAUUGCGUCAACUUUGUCACCCACGCCGCAAAUCGUAACACCCCCAUUGUGGCCGUCAACUUCAACUACCGUGUUGGCCUGGGAGGCUUUUUGGCUUCUCCUACGAUCAAGGCUGACCUGGAACGCGACGGCUUUGAAGGUGUGGGCAACUUUGGCCUCUACGAUCAACAGGUUGCCCUCCAUUGGGUCAAUCGUUACAUCGCCUCCUUUGGCGGCGACCCAGACAACGUCACCAUCUACGGAGAGUCCGCCGGAGGUAUGAGCGUGUCUCAUCAGAUAGCUGCACAGAACCCGGCACCUUUCCAUCGGGCCAUCGCAAUGUCUGGUCAUCUGAACACCAUCCCCACAUGGACGUUAGGCCAUCACGAGAAGCACUACCGGGCACUCCUCAAAUAUCUCCACAUUGAUCCGGAUUCGCCGUCGGCACUUGAUCAACUCCGAAACGUCCCUCAAGAUGUCGUUUCCCAUGCAACGAUCCAUGUAGAAGGUAUCUUCAACGCAACUGGAAAUCCAUGCGACGAUGGCGUAUUCCACGCUGUGAGACCAUCUUUUAACGCCAUCUCCUCACCUGCUUCGUGGCUCAAAGGGUACAUGGUCGGAGACACACUCGAUGAAGGCAUGAUCUUCUACGAAAGCUUCUGCGAAGACAACUUCUCUACUAUCCGAGCUGGCAUAGCUUCACGGGUUGGCGUAGAUGCCGCGGACACCAUACUCGAGCUUUACGGAGUCACACCAGAUUUGCCCAAGGACGAAUUCGUUAAGCGCAUGGAAGACAUGGCCGGUGAUGCGACAUUCAAGGCCCACAACUGGGUUGCAUCUCAUCGAUCAAACAUACCCCAGACAUUUGGGUACCACUUCGAUCAAGUCUGCGCGCAUGAGAGCCCUUUCAAAGGGCUCGCAUAUCACGCCAUCGAUCUGCUAUAUCUGUUUCUUAACUUCGACGAGUAUAUGACUGAGGGUCAGCGGGAGCUUGCGAGAACGAUGGCCAACCACUUUAUCGACUUUUCCCACGGUAAAGAUCCCUGGCCCCGUGUCAGCAACGGUGCCUCGUGGAUGCGGUAUGGCCAAAAUGACGUUCAUAAAGUCGUGACUGAGGCCGAGGAUGAAAAGGUCCGCAAGUACUCCCGAAUGCAGAAGAUCAUGGAUAUGGGCAUCUACGAAGAGUUUACGUUGGCGAUAGAUGACAUUUCAGGCAAGAGACAUCGAAUGGGCACGUUCGAGUGGAAGCCUGAUCAAGCAGGUUAUGUAGCAAGGGACAUGGAGGUUUUGGAUGGCGUGCAUGUCCAGUCGGUUCUGGCUGAUGAGGUUAGAGCUGGAGAGACAGUUGCAGCUUAG
Messenger RNA from Penicillium mononematosum, 1746 nucleotides. RefSeq lists its product as uncharacterized. Bases 1 to 1746 code for a protein of 581 amino acids. The record is from RefSeq and is a predicted model, not a curated record. Lineage: Eukaryota; Fungi; Ascomycota; Eurotiomycetes; Eurotiales; Aspergillaceae. The transcript has 2 exons.